UCAAGAUGUGCGAUCUUUACCCAAAUACGGUGAUGCAUUAAACUUUUGUGGGUGAAAAACGGGAAGGUUUCUCGAUUUGUAAUGGCGCCUCUGUGCUUGUGAUUUUUUACGCAACAACAGAAAGAAGCCAUGACAGCCGGACCUUUUGUAUGAUGAAUCGAUUAUUUUUUUCUUUAAGCGAAAAUUAUUCAUAACAACACUAUUUACAACUAGACAAUCGCGCGAAUAGCCAAUCACCUUGGUUAAAGGCAACAACGAAUAGGUCGGAAAUGUUUACAUUUUAAAAGGCGCUGUUGAAAGUGGGGAGGUGCUGAAAUCUAUUUGCGCUGCUUUCCGCGUGAUUGGCACACUUGACAGUGAUUGACAAGCGUCCUUGGAAACUACGCAACCAAUCUGCCAAGUCCAAUAGAAAAUCAGAAGAGGACUGGACGUCUUUUUCCCCCUCAAAAAUAUCUCGAGUCUUGCGCUUCACCUUCGUAUUCUCGAGCUCCCCAGUUCCCCCACCGAGGCUGCCGUAGUCAGCCAGAGGGGCAUCCUCUCCUGUGUGUGUCGUGUAACGGUUGAUCUGUUGACUUUGGAAUUGCCUUUUUGUCUGGAUCAGGCGACGAAGAGGAAACGGGGGAGAGGGCGCGUGUAUGAGAGAGAGAGAGGUAGCAAGGACUACGAGGGGGGGAAAUAGAAGCCUUCAUGUUUCAAUUGCCAAUCUUGAAUUUCAGUCCCCAGCAGGUCGCGGGGGUAUGCGAGACUUUGGAGGAGAGUGGGGACAUCGAACGCCUCGGCCGGUUCCUCUGGUCGCUGCCGGUCGCCCCUGGUGCCUGCGAGGUUCUCAACCGAAAUGAGUCGGUUUUGCGGGCACGGGCCAUCGUGGCUUUUCACACUGGGAAUUUCCGUGAGCUCUACCACAUUCUGGAGAACCACAAGUUCACCAAAGAGUCGCAUUCCAAACUGCAAGCGCUUUGGCUGGAGUCUCACUACCAAGAGGCAGAGAAGCUCCGGGGUCGCCCGCUAGGGCCAGUGGACAAAUACAGGGUACGGAAGAAGUUCCCACUACCCAAAACAAUUUGGGAUGGUGAACAAAAGACUCAUUGCUUCAAAGAAAGGACCCGGCAUUUGCUCCGAGAGUGGUACCUCCAAGACCCUUACCCAAACCCUAGCAAAAAAAGAGAGCUCGCACAAGCCACAGGACUCACUCCCACCCAAGUCGGAAACUGGUUUAAAAACCGGAGACAAAGGGACAGAGCCGCGGCGGCCAAAAACAGGUUACAACAACAAGUGAUGUCCAAUGGCUCGGUUCGAUCCCUGACUGGAGAAGACGGCGCAGUGGACCGUCUCGGAACCGCGUCGAGCCCCGAAGCAAGUCUGUCGAGCAAAGCAGCCGCGUCGGCUAUCUCCAUCACUUCGAGCGACAGCGAAUGUGACAUCUAACACCGCACCACGAGCUGCCCCGCGGGCCAGUCAGGAUGACGAUGAGAAAAUGAACACAUUUAAGAGGGAAAUCGAGACAGACAAUCAGCAAGACAAACAAGCACAUCAGUGCCUGCCUUAACGUAUCAGAGGCUGUGUUUUUUUUAUUAUAAUAAUUAUUAUUAUGUGAAGGUUGUCAAACCACCCGAGGUCGACUGGAAUGCUCUGUCUUUAAAAUGUAUUUAUCCUCUUUUUCCAUUUCAUUUUUGCUUAACCAAGACAAAGAAGGAACUGAAAUGACAUGAACAGAAGACAUUUAUAUAAAUACAAGAGUCCUGAAUUUCCAUUUUUUUUCCAGUCGAUAAAAUCGGAUGCCUAGAGUAAAGCAGUGCCCACCGAAAAAAAGAGAACGGGAAAGAAAACAUAGAACACUUAAAAAGCCCACCAUCUCUUUUUAUUUUUUAUUAUAUUUUUAGGUGGAACUUUGCGUUGAAUAUCAAUGCCGUGACAUUUUACCUCCCAUUUUUUCUAAUGUAUGUUCAUCUAUGUAUUAAAAUCAUUGGUACUAUAGAAUCUAAUUUUGAUUUGCGCGAUCAUUUCAAAUUUAGUCAAUUUCAGUGUAAAAGGUGGAUUUUAGAGCAUGUGCGCCAAGUAGGACAUAUGUUUCAACGAAUGAAGACAUAAAGAAAAUAAAAAUGGUUGUUCAAAUCAAUACAGAAGUUAUUAUUAUUAUUAUUAUUAUUAUUAUUAUUAUUAUUACUAUUAUUACAGAUAGGUGACUUCCCGUUAUCUUAUGGCAAGGAUA
Molecule: messenger RNA, 2209 nt
Organism: Alosa alosa (allis shad)
Lineage: Eukaryota; Metazoa; Chordata; Actinopteri; Clupeiformes; Clupeidae
Gene: six6b
Product: SIX homeobox 6b
Exons: 2
Coding region: 688-1425 (245 amino acids)
Biological process (GO): eye development; regulation of transcription by RNA polymerase II
Cellular component (GO): nucleus; transcription regulator complex
Molecular function (GO): RNA polymerase II cis-regulatory region sequence-specific DNA binding; DNA-binding transcription factor activity, RNA polymerase II-specific
Source: RefSeq, a predicted model, not a curated record